AUGGUGGCACCAACAACACCAACAAGAAUCUUUCUAGGAUCUCCAGAUGAUCUUUUGGAAGAGGUGAUAGUAGAUACUGGAACACAUAGAGACUAUGAAUAUGGUGUAGAUGAUAAUGAAGAAUUUCAAAAUUCUAAUGCUGACGAUGUUAAUGAAGAUCCGGAUUAUGAACCUGACAAAGACGAAACCACGACAGAUGGGCGAUUAGAUGACAGAAUAAAACAACCUAGUACCAAAAAACACAAACCGAACCUUGAAAGCGACCAUCCAAUAAGAGAACCCUGUAAAAGGCUUGCUUUCAGACGGAUCCCUUCUACUGAAAGCAUCCAGCUUUUGGCCUUUCGCUCUACCAAGGGUUUUUCUCCCUUUUGA
Molecule: messenger RNA, 372 nt
Organism: Lottia gigantea (owl limpet)
Lineage: Eukaryota; Metazoa; Mollusca; Gastropoda; Lottiidae
Exons: 1
Coding region: 1-372 (123 amino acids)
Source: RefSeq, a predicted model, not a curated record